AUGAAAAUACUUAAAAGAAAUAAGUCAUUAGAAAGGCAAAAUUUUGAUAAGAUAAAUAAUGUCCAAAUAUAUGGAGAAAAUAAAAUUCACUGUAAAGGUUUUUUUAUAUCAGGACCUGCAUUUUUAACAGUAAUAUCAUCUUUUCUUAUGAUAUUUAUUCCUGUUAGUAUUUUUCACGCAUUUACUUCAACAUGGUUUUUUGAAAAAGAUAUUUAUUUUGUAACUUUUUUAAACUUGUUUUUUUUUAUUUUAACAAUUUAUGCUUUUCUUAAAACAAGUUUUAUGGAUCCUGGUAUAAUACCAAGACAAAAAUCUGUUUUAAAUUUAUAUGAUGUUAUCAUUGAACAAUAUAGAGAAACACAACCACCUAGACAAAAAGAAGUUUUAAUUAAUGGAAAUUUUUAUAAAUUAAAAUAUUGUUAUACUUGUAAUAUAUAUAGAGGAUUAAGAACUGUACAUUGUUCUAUAUGUGAUAAUUGUGUUGAAAAAUUUGAUCAUCAUUGUCCAUGGGUUGGAAAUUGCAUAGGUGCAAGGAAUUACAAAUAUUUUGUAUUUUUUGUUUUGAAUUUAUAUAUCCUGAUAUGUAUAACUUUAAGUGCAAGUAUUUACAAGUUAGUAAUAUGUAUAAAUAAAUUAUCAGAUGAAGGAUAUAAUACUGAACAGAUUUUUAUUCAUAUAUGGAGAUUUGCUGCAGAUAGUUUAAUUUUAAUUAUAUAUACUAUUUUAACUUUAUGGUUUGUUAUUGGUUUAUUAUGUUAUCACAUUUAUACAAUUGUAACUAAUCAAACGACUUAUGAACAAAUAAAAACGUUUUAUCAAAACGAUAACCCUUUUAAUAUAGGAAUCUUAAAUAAUAUUAAGGAAAUAUUAUUUACAAAAACAAGACCAUCCUACAUCAAUUUUGUUAACCCACAAUUACAAGUUGUAGACAAAAAUUGUUAUCAUAAUAUUUUAAUUUUAAGCGAUAAAGGAGUAAAUAUAGAAGAAGAUAUUAAAGAAAAUUCUUCAUUUGAUAAUAGAAAAAAAGCUAAAAGAAAUUCGAAUUCUAAAGAAAUACGUUCAAUUAAUAAUAAAUUAUCCAAAAAAAAUAAAUCGAGUAAAGAUUACAUUUCUUCUUCUCAUGAUAGUAAAACUAAAAUAAAAUCAUAUAACAUUAAGAAAAAAAUAAAUAAAGAGAAAAAUGAAGAAUAUGAGAUUACAAAAGUAAGUAAUAUAUCUAAUAAAGCAAUAGAAAAAUCAGCACAUUUAAAAUUUGAUAAAAAUAAGAAUGUAAAAUAUACAAAAAUUAAACUUCCCAAAAUAAAAAAAAAUAAUGAUUCUGAGCAUAUAAAUGAAGAUUUUGAAGAAAAAAAUGUUUUGUCUCAUAAGCAUAUAAUUAAUUUAGAUAACAUUGGUGCUUUGUUUAUCAAAAGUAGAACUCCAUUCAUCACUAGUACUAAGAACAAAUAUAAUAAAGAAAUGAAAAAAGAAAGAAGAAAAUGUACUGAUAUUGAAAUGGAUAAUGAGAUUAGUGAAUAUCAAGAAAAAGAAAUAGCUAAAAUGGAAAAAAAUAUGUUGAAAAAGGAUGAUUAUAUUAUAAAGUUAAAUAUAAAAAAAGAAAAUAGAGAAUAUUCAAAAAAAAUGAAAGAGAAACAAAAAGGAAAAAUAAUUUAUCAAAUUAAAGAAUCUGAAAAAAUUAGAAAAAAAAAAAUUAAGUAUGAAACUAAACUUAAUUGCUUUAAUAAUUAUAUAUACGUAAGAAAAAAAAAAAAAAAUAAUCCUAUUUUAUAUAGAAAAGGAUUUUCAUUUAUAGAAAACUUAAAGAAUAAAAGUGAAAUAUAUUACAAAAUAAAAUGCUGUAGUGAAAAUAAAAAAAAGAGUUUUAUUAAUUUAGAAAAAAAAAAAUUUAAAAAAAAAAAAAAUUUUAAUGAAGAAAUGAAAUAUGUAACUGAAGAAAAUUACAAUAGUACAGAAAUGAAUGAAAAGGUAAAACUACAAAAAGAUGUAGUAAUAAGUAUAUAUAAUACACCAAAAGAAAAAAAGGAAAAAAUUAAUAAUGAUAUUAUAUUAGAUAUGCAAAAAAAAAAGAAAUGUAAAUCAAUUAAUUUAUUAGAAAGAAUAGAAAAAAGAAAUAAAAGAAAUGCUAUGAAAUUAAAUAGAAUAUAUCUCGUUAGUAAAGAUAGUUAUAAAUUAGAUAAAUUUAGUGAAACUUAUGAAAUGAAACACACAGAUCUGUAUAACCAGAAAUUUAAAAAAAUAAAUAAAAAACCUCUAUCAAGGUUAUAUACAAAUAUUCACUUAUUUUGUAAUAAUAAGGAAUGCACAGAUGUAUUAAAUACCAUUAAUGACAAUAUUGUAUUAGGAAACUAUAAAAAUAUUGAUUUUAAAACUGUAUAUUUUACUAAAAUAAAAAAUAUUAGUAAAGUUGAUAACUUAAAAUUACUUAAUUAUUUAAUUCACAAAAAUAAACAAAGUGAAAUCCGUUCUGAUAUUAAAAAAAAAAGUAACGUGUCAAAACUUUUUAAUAUUUUUACAACUUUUGCAUUAAUAAUUAAAUGUAUACAUAUACCUUCUAAUAAUGAUAAUGAUUGA
Molecule: messenger RNA, 2571 nt
Organism: Plasmodium gallinaceum
Lineage: Eukaryota; Apicomplexa; Aconoidasida; Haemosporida; Plasmodiidae
Product: palmitoyltransferase, putative
Exons: 5
Coding region: 1-2571 (856 amino acids)
Biological process (GO): protein targeting to membrane; peptidyl-L-cysteine S-palmitoylation
Cellular component (GO): endoplasmic reticulum; Golgi apparatus
Molecular function (GO): protein-cysteine S-palmitoyltransferase activity
Source: RefSeq, a predicted model, not a curated record